Molecule: messenger RNA, 10587 nt
Organism: Pteropus alecto (black flying fox)
Lineage: Eukaryota; Metazoa; Chordata; Mammalia; Chiroptera; Pteropodidae
Product: methyl-CpG-binding domain protein 3-like 2B
Exons: 3
Coding region: 1-771 (256 amino acids)
Source: RefSeq, a predicted model, not a curated record
AUGAGGCUUGAAUGUUGGAGAAAAUGGUACUCUGGUCUGAAGCAGGUGUUUAAUCAGGCUCACUACCCUCAGUCUCAGUUCCUGACAGUAUUAGCGACAGUAUUGGGAGAGUGGAGGGUAGAAAAUCCAAACGAACUGAAAGUGUUCAGCUCUCAUUUUAUUCGAAUUUCCCAUUUCAUUUUGUUUUCAAAGGGGAAGCUCAUAAGAAAUAUGAUGCCUCAGACGUUAAAAAAGAAAAGAGAAGUCCAUUUAGCCAAGACCAAGCGGAGACAUCGUGAAAGGUCUGCACUUCCUAUGAGGCUGACCAGCUGCAUUUUCAAAAGGCGGGUCACAAGGAUAACUUCGCAUCCUGGCAGUGAGGUCCGGCGCAGGCAAUGGGAUGAGACCCUGGAGAAGCCCCAGCAAGUCUGUGCAUACAGGAGACUGCAGGGACUCCAGGCCUGUAGUAGUGAAGGAGAACCUUUAAGUGCUCUGGAUAUCACAAAUGUCAUAAAAAUGAUUGCACCGGGUAGUGCAUGUGAAUCCCGGGAUGGUGCCGGUGCUGGGUCUCUACACACCAGCCCCGGGCCCACCGCUGCACGGUCUUCAGGUUGGGCAGAGCUGAUCCCAGCAGCAGAUCUCUCUCUCCGUCAGUUUCUCUGCGGACAACCUGUCACCCCUGGAGAUAUCCGGAGACAGACCUGGAAAGUGAAAAAGGCAAGAGAGAGACUGGCUAUGGCCUUGAGGGCAGACAGGCUGGCCAGGGAGGCAGAGGGAGCCAGUUGGCAGUGAGAAUGUUGUACAAACUAGAUGAAAAUCAGGAGAAGGUCGUGCUGAAGAAGUUGGGUGGUGUGGUCCUUGGGAAGUGGUCCACCUUGAGACCACCCUCACUCAAUCUUACCUGCCUCCUAUAGUGUCAACCCUAUUUCUCGCUCUGGACUGUGAUGCUUUGUUAUAUUAAAAUUGUACUUUAUUAAACUUUUUGAGAGAUAAAAAUAUGAGUAGUAGAUGUUUUUGUGGGUGAGAGAUUGGGUUUCAAGUGAGAAGAAAAGAGAUCUUAUCUUUGUACACCUCACUAUCUGUUUCCCAUGAUUUUUAUUCACUUUCAUAGUAAAUUCUGCAGCAGUAACUUAGCCUGAGGAAUUGUUCGGUGUGUUUACUUAUAUUUUUAUAACACUUACACUCAUAGAAAAGGUGACACCUACUCUAAAGAGAUUUUUAACAAUAAAUUAAUGUGAUUUCAUAAAAAUCUGAUUUUUCUGAGCUUGUUUUUACAUCUCAUUCUAACAUAAAUUGUAUCUUUUUAUUUUUUUGCUAAAUGCUCAUUCAGACAUGACAUUUUUACAUAAUUUAAUUAGCAUUUAUGUUACCUGUUACAUCCUUAUCUGUUACUUAAGAAUUACCUGGGUAAUUUGCUUAAAGUUAACCUUAGAUUCUUCCUCCUCCUCCUCCUGCUCCUCGUCCUCCUCCCCUCCUCACCCCCCCCCCUUCUGCCCAAUGGCCUUAGCAGGAAGGUUGGUUCGGAAUCUGGCACGAAGCAUGCCACUGUUUCCAUGAGCAUGAGUCGCCUUUCCCAGAUUACUCUGGUUUUGUUUGGUUUGCCACCAGGAGUCAUUGUGCUGUUCUUUGCCUUGUACACAUAAGCACAUCUCUCGCUUAGAUAGAUUGAACUUCCUCUCGAGCAUAAACACCUUCAAUUUUAAAAAGAGCUCUGCGUGCCCUCUGGUUCUGGAGACGCUGCUUACAGCCAACUUUGGACCACAGCCUUCCAAACACAUUGGUCAUUUUAGAAGUCUUGUUCCCAGUAGGUCUCCACGGGCUCCAAGAUAGCGGAAAGAGCUAGAGUUAACCUUAGAUUCUUAAGAAUGAAAUGUUGUUUGGGAAUGUAUUAGGCAGAGAGAACCUUCACAGCAGCCUCAUUGCCUGAGCACUGACACUCAGUCCUGAGCAGAGGAAACUUGUCCACCUGCUCACAGCAUAAGGCACAUCGUAAUUAUUCAAUCAACAUGUAAUGAAUAUUUGGUAAGAAAAAGUGUCAAAUUAGUUAUGAAAUAUGGAGACUCUUUUACUAGGUCAAGAUAGAAAAGGAGUGUUCUGAGUUUGGAAAGAUAGGUCAAGACAGAAAAGGAGUGUUCUGAGUUUGGAAAGAUUUUCUGGACUUCCUUGAACUUUGGAUAGAGCAGUUCUAGCCGAGGUGGAGAAGGAGGCCUGGUUUCAGAGGGUCAAGUCCGACUGAGAAACAAGUGUAGUGAUCUGAGGUGGACAGCUAUGCCUUGGGGCUCCUGAAUUUAACAUAAUGGUGGCUCCCUCCCAGAGCCCACAGCUUUGGUAUGGGGUUGACUUCACCCCAGGACUAAGGGGUUCUAACUCUUCAGUGUAAGCUAAUCUCCAUUUUCCAUCCCCAAGUUCCUGGGAUAAGGGGGUGUCACAUGGCCCUCUCUGGUCCAGUAGGAUCCAGGCACAGGAACUUUUAUGGAACUGGAGGUGGAGCUGGGUCUAAGCAGGACUCUUACCUGUCAGACCUGGAAUUCUAGGAAGUGGGGCUGUGUGAGGUCACAGUGUAGGAGUGACUGACAUAGUCUGAGGCCACCUGGGAGGAGAGCCUCAGUGGGUAGAUGUGAGGGAUAGUCAGAACAAGGCCUGCCCCCUCAUUUGUAUACUGCAUGCAUCUGUGCCUGGACAUAUCUACUCCUCAAGUCCAGUGAUGUGAGCUGAUUUCUUCCUUCCUUGAAUCUUUUUUUCCCUCUUUUUAUAGUCUAUUAAAUUAUUUUACCUUAAGUUAAUUUUAGUUGGGUUUUCUCCCUCGUGCAUUUAAAUUAUUCUUGAUCAACUCCCAGAUGUAGACCAUGAUUUCAGUGAAUUACAUUGAAAAAUGAAGGUGGUCAGUUGUGAUAACUGGGGACCUGAGAAAUUUCAAUGAUGGCAUCCAGCAUGGUCAGUGACCUUAAGGACACCCAUUUGAUAGGCCACAUGAUAACUGAAAUUUUUAAGACAGGUACUAUUAGGUUUGAUGGUUUCAGCGAGAAUUAAUGGGGAGUCCUACAUUGAUUCACAGUUUAUCAACAGCAGGAAAUUCUCCAUUGCUUCUUCCAGCUCCUGUGGUUCCUGCAUUCCUUGGCUUGUGGCGGCAUAACUCCAAUGUCUGCCUCUGUCUUUCUUAUGGUCUUCCCUCCAUGUCUCUGUGUCCUCAUCUCUUCUUAUAAGGACAUCAGUCAUUGAAUUUAGGAUUAGUUUGUCUUCAGAUAUUUAACUAUUCACAUCUGUAAAGAACUAAUUUCCAUAAAAGUCAAAUUCUGAGGUUCUUGGCAAACACGAAUUUAGUGGGAACAUUUAAACCCACUCCCAAUUCAAUUGGGGGUUGAGAGCAAUCCAUCUUGGAUGUGACUAUCUUGUGUCUGGUGAGACCUCAAGGGGUUACAUCAGCAUUAGCUGUAUACACUAUACAGGCAGCCUGCAUGGCUCCGUCAGAACUCAAUGAAAGCAAAAUUAUAGGAGUUAUUUUUCUCAGAAGUAGUUGAUUCAAUGAAUGAAGGUAAAAAUAAUAUAAUUUUUUAAAUUGCGGUUAUUUUUUUACAUUCAUACUCUCACCAGUUGUGUGAAUAAGGGCAGGUGAAGCCCUAGAGGGUGUUUCUUAAUGUCAAACUUGGUAUCAGGAAAGUCUUGUUGUGGCCCGUGUCCUUCUUUGCCAGACCUUUCAGUUCUUUCUAAGGACACUGAAGUGGUGGAAGGAAGUUUGGGAGAGUUUAACUUUCUCCCAGCAUGUGAAAACAUUUUUAUUGUUUUCAAUGAAUUGUUUUUAGUAUAUACACACACUGUUUUAAGAGUAUAGUUAUGAGUUUUCACAAAUGCAUAGUUAUACCUCCAUCAAGAUGGGAAACACUCCAUCAGCCCAAAGGAAUAUUCUUGUGGUUCCCGUUUAUACUGAACCCCCUACCUUUCACCACUGAUGUGUUUGAGGUUCCUAUACCUUUGCCUUUUCCAGAAUGUAUAUAAGUUGUCUUAUAAGCCCUGUUUGAAAACUCUGUUGUUUUAUCAGCCCUGUUUGAAAACUUUGAUACCACAUGUUGCCUUAUAAGCCCUGUUUGAAAACUUUGAUACCACAUUUGUAAAAGUGCAUAAUUAUGCAAAUCUUGCAGUAUUCUGAGUCUAAAAUUUUUGACAUUGCACUGAAGAGGGGCACAGAUUAUACCUUUAAAACUGAGAGAUUCCACUAUUACAAGUUAUGUUAAUUUGGGUAAGAUUGUGUUUAACUUUCUUCAUUUGCAUGAUAGGAGAAAUGAUGGGAGCAGAGCAAAUGAGGUACUAUAAUUACAAAAUCACAUAAUCGCUAUAUAGCUAAGAAAACAUUAAUUAGCACUGAAAAACAGAAACCAGGUCUGAAUUUCCUUUGCUAUUUAAUAAAACAAAAGCUAUCACCAUUUACCUCAUCUUCCUGACAUCUCUUGGAAGUGUAAACACAUGGAAACGAUCCUUAAAAACAGCAAAAAUGGGCUUUAGUGGCUUUCUGCAUCAUUGAAACAAAAACCUUUUAGCUACUCAUUUUAUAAGAAGGCAAACAAAAAAAUUCCAGUUCGGGGAUGUCAAAUAUACCUCCUUGGCCACUGAAUUAGGAUAUUACUCAAAAUGACACUCUAUGAUGGUAGCUCACCUCAAUUAUUCCUUGAGUCACUGUCCUCUAAAUAUUCAUAGCUCUUUUUGGUAUUUUAACCAGGAAAUCACAUUGGACUUGCACAGAUAUCACUCUACUCCUAGAAGACCCAUGAUGGGCUACAACUGCGCAGAUAACCAGAACCCUUCUUCAAUCUGAGAGGAACUCGAAGGUCAAAUAGUGUCACGUGGUCUAAAUAGCAGCAAAGUGAUACACCAUUUCAGAAGGCAAUUUAAAAUCCUUUCAACGAAUGUUAAGCAGGAAUAUAAAUACCAAAUACCCGUGGCCCAAACUAAUGGGAAGACUCACAUCCCGCCUACCUUUGUCCACACUCACAGUUAACUAGCAUAUGCUCUAAAACUUUAAAUCAUGGCUACAAUAAUGAAGAUAGACUGUGUCUACGUCUUUAUCUUUAUGUAUAGCAAACCACUACAUUAGGAUAUUACUCAAAAUGACGACCACUGCUGUUAAUCUCAAGAAUGCAGGAAUUUCAGUAUUGCUGUCCAUUCUUUACAUCCACACCCAAGUAGAUUAGAUGAUGGGGAAAAAAUGGUCAGUGAUGACACUCUCAUUCACUGAGGACCCUACUCUUCAUAAGGAAAAAUAUACAAUCCACCCCAGUUCCCUAUUAUCUCACCUGUCAUUGUUUCUUCCUUUUCAACGCCUUUAUUUUCUGCUUAGGAACCUAAGCUUUCUCAUUUAACCAGCUUUCUUUUCCCACAAAAAUGUAAGUACCAGGAGUGCAAGAACUUCUUUCUUGCAUGUCUGUAUAUCCACAACCCAGAGAGCCUAAAUUGGCUAUGGUUCUUCUUGGUAGGUUGUACGUUACCAGAAAUGUGUCCAUUUCUUCUAGGUUAUCCAAUUUGUUUGCCUAUAAAUGUUCAUAAUACUCAAUAUUGAUCUUUUAAGCAUUUGUUGCAAAUGUCCUCUUUCAUUUUUGAUUUUAGGUACUUGAGUCUUCUCUUUUAUUGAUAGUCAUUUAAGAGUUUAUCAAUUUUAUUAUUUCAAAAAACCAACAGUUUUGAUAUUUGCUGGUGUUUUUCUAUAUUCCAUUUAACUUAUUUCUGCUCUAAUUUUCAUUAUUUUUGAACUUUUGCUAACUUAAGGUUUUUAAAUUUUCUAGUUUCUUGAUGUUUAAAUUUAGGUUACUUUAUCUUUUUUUUAAUAUAGGUGUUAAUACUAUAAAUUUCCCUUUUACUGCUUCAUAUGGUUCUCCCCAAAAAUUUUCACCAUUUUUUUCAUUGCCUCAAAAUAUAUUUAAAAAUUCUCUUUUGAUUUACUCUUUGAGCUAUUGGUUGUUCAAGAGUAUUUAAUUUCCACAUAUUUGUGAAAUUUAUAGUAAGAUUUGAGGUAAACAGGCCUUUAUAUGCGGUCGUAUAAUUUCUUAAACAGGUAUUAGAUUGUUAUUUUAUGUGCUAGCUGUAUGUGUCAGAGGCUUUAAUAUAAUAGUGUCCUUGUAUUUUUCUCUCAUGAUGUGUUUAAGAAAGACACCCUCCCACACCCCGAAAAAAAAAUGUGUUCCCACCUAGAAACAUGAUGGGAGGUAUCUGGGUAGGAAAAAAUGUUCUUAUGUUUUGAUUAACCUGUCAUGUUUUCUGAGACAGAAUCCCUGGGCUGUGAACUUCAGAAUAGGUCCUUUGCAUUGAUUCCUCCUCUUUUGUCAGAGAGGAAAUCUGAAGGGUCUGGGGAUUGUCCGACAGUUCUUUCUACAAUUAGAUCAGGUUUGGAGAAUUAGUUUUCUUUGAGAGAUGGCUUAAGUUAUAGAGAACAGAAUGCUUUGAGUAUAUGUUAAUGUUUCCCCUUGUUUGCUACAUAAAGCAUGAGGCAAUUUUUUCCAGUCUUCACAAUGAGAAUCUGCUUGGGCUUCUCCAGGAAAAAUUCAUGAAUUUGGGGAGAUUCCCUAAGACUGGAUCCAUAAAGCUUUAAAUGUUCAAGUUAGUCCAUAUGGUGCCAGCUAAUUCGUCAUUGACACUUUAUGUCUUAAAGGUUGCUGUUCCCCUCGUUUCUCCUCCAGGUCAGCAGUAUUUCCUUGCAUUCGCUUGUCUCUUAUUUUGUAGAUAUUGCUCUGUUAUGUAAUCUCAAAUCUCUCACGGCUCUAUGAAGGGGUGAUGUUUUUUCAGGUUGAUCUUUUUUUCUUGUGAAGAUGAGAAUGAUCACUUAGAGCACUUUACAUAUUAGAACAGAAAUCAUCCAUUCACUUUUGUGCUUCUGUAUUUUUCCUUGUGACACUAUACUAUUUUCACUUAUAGAUUCUAUUUCUAGUAACCAUGUGGAUGAUUUCAAAGUUUUUCUUUUGUGAGUAAUGCAGCUAAAAACAUCAUCAUACUGAAAUCUCUGCAUUUGUAUUUUAUCCUCAUCUUAUAAAAAUUACCUACCUUGAACACUUAUUUGUCACCCAAAGAUAUUUUGAUGGAUUACUUUCUGUUUUAUCAUAGUCUUUUGUGGGCAGGAUUAACACUCUACCCCAAAUAGGAUCUGAUGUCAAGAUUGAUGUCACCACAUGUAUUGCAUUAAUAGAAAUACGGUUAUUAAUAAAAGGUACUUCCUAAGGAGAGUAGGACAGGGAUAAGCUGGCCCAAGUGGCUUGUGCAGAGAGGAUGAGUUGGCUCUUUAGGUGUGUAGAAGUAGAGGCGGCGAUUUCAAGGACUGGUCUUCUGACCCACUGACACAAAAAGGGGCAUGUGUCAACCUCCGUAUCUUGCUUAUCCAUUGUGGGUCAGACACAGUGAGUAGGUAUCUAAAGCUGAUUAAGAGUCAAAAUAAAAAACGAGGUGUCUAUUAACAUUCACUGCCGAGGUGUGUUGAGUGAAUAAGCCAAAGCUACAUAUGAAUUUAAAUUUGAAUACUAAGUUUAAAGCCAUGUGAAAAGCACAAGCAAUACAUUAUAAUGAAUACGACAAAGAUUCAAAAAAAGUAUAUAAAUGUAAUCAUCCCACGGUGUUGGAGAGAUCCAAAGAAGUGUGUCAAGGUGGUUUCCAAGGUGGAUCAAUUAUUUUAAUAAUAUUAUUUUUAUUUGUUCUCAUUUCUUGUAUUAUUGGUGACAUCUUGCCAGUGUAGCCUACCCACAUGCAGCAAGCAGUUCUUUUAGGAGAACAAAACUCUCCCUGGCUGCUAACAAUAGUUCAAAGCCAAGUGGUCAUCAGCCACCAUGGCUGUCAGGUUUUCUCUCAAGGAAAACAUCUGGAGCAUUAACUGUCUGCUACAUGUAUUUUCAGUGUUUUGAACUUUUCUCAGUUGGUAUUAAUGAUAUGUUUGCUGAAUGACAUCACGUAUGUCAGGUCAGUACCAGUGACUCCCAAUGAGUGCGUAAGUGCAAUUGGUAGGAAAACAGUGUAUUUGUGUUGGGUGAGCCAGAACGGUUUUGAAGGAGGGUGCUCAAAAUGACAUACUGACAUGCCAUGUACACAGAUUACAGUGAUGUUACAUGGAAGACCCAGGAAUGGGAUAUGAGUGAUGGCUGGGGUCCACUGUUACAAGACACCAAAGACUCUAGGAGUGACCAUACUGACAGAAAUGUCCAGUAUAGAAAGACCUCUAUUUAUAAGGAAUCAGUAAACCUGAUGAACAGAAUAAAGUAAUUGGCCUCAAAGUCUGGGACUGACUCUACUAAUGCCAUAAAUAGCAGAAAGAGCGAUCUACAAGAACAAGGUUUAAGGAAGCCAUUAAUACAUACUAAUAGGUCGAAACAGAGGUAGGUCCAUUGAAUGCCUUUUUCAAAAGCCCGGUGUUUUAUAUUUUCUAAAUUGAGUUGAUAAUAUCAAUAAUUUCUAGUGUCCUGGUGAGUCCUUGCAUUUAGUUUCAGAAAGGUCGUUAUGGUAAGAUAAAGAAUUUGUCUUUAUAAGUAUCUGCCAUGGUCAGAGCAGAGCAAGUAGCCAGCAGAGGGAGUGAGGAGCCCUAUAAUGUCUGUUUCCUAUCAGCUAUAGAAGCCCCUUCCUUGGCCUGGAAAGUAUGUCCAUUGACUAUAUUACUAGUGGCGUGUUUUUUUUACAUUGGAUGCAUUAGUCAGUCACUAAGUUAGGCAUGAUAGAGAUGAGAAGCCCCUGAAUUUUGCCUAACAUUUAAAUUAGUGACCUCUAAAUGGCUACCAGUUAGGAGAGCUCAAAGGGCCAGAGUUAAUACCAAUAGAUCUCAGGUGUAAGUAUGUGGUAAGAAAUUCAAGUCAACUUAUCUCCUUGAGCACUAAAAUGAGCCUCUGCAGAUUCAGGUUAAUAUGUGAAAAGUGAGAGGUGGCCUUGAUUAGUAGUUCGGGAAAGUUAUUCACAGAGUUAGUUAUGUGAAAGGGGUAACCUUGCACAAAGUUGUUGCUAUUGGUGGGGUCACAGAUCAUCAAUGGCCAAAGUAUCUGUAAAAAUGAACAGAUGAGUUCUGUUCUUGGCCAGGGAACUCUCUAAUGCCAGCAUAAUUAUCUGGAGUUUGACUAAUGAAUCUGAUGCUUGGGUCCAAUCUUUGAUCAGGCCUGUUCAAUCUAGGGACAAAGUGCAACAUCUCUUCAGUGGACUUCAUCAGGUGUGGUGGCAACACACUGUCCAUAGAGUAUAUUAACUCCAUGGUCACUCAUGUGAUCCCCCAGUGACUCCCAAAAUGGCCAAAGUGCUUACAAAGGAGGUGACUUGCUCCAGAAUCAAUAGAUCAAUGUGAGGGGAACACACCUCCUCCUAUCCUAUAAGUGGGACAUACCAGAGAGACUAAGUACUGCUCUGUCCUGCAAGUACGACACCUUUUCAAUGAGGAGCCUCUGAUUAGCAAACCUGAGUGCUGCAUCCACGACCCACGUCAAAACGGGAAGAUGGCUGUGGAGGGUCAUCAAGGAAGGUCCUGAAAGGGGCUACACUUACAAAAAGACGGUCAGUUGCCAGCAGCACUUCUCUAAUUAUGUGUAGCACCAGUUAACAAGAAGUUUCUGGUACAAGAAUUCCUUGCGUAGUUGAGUCCACUAUGAGCAGUCUAGAGACACUGAGCUGCAUGAUAGGAGGCUGCUAAAGCUACUAUAAUAAAGGAGUGUUUUGAGGAGACAAUAGGGAGUGACUGGUACUUGGAUGAGUUCUUCAGCGAUUUGUUUCCUCAUUCUAUGUCAGUAAAUUUUUUAAGUACUGUGUAAAAGUAAGCAAGCAUAUCUCAUAAAUCUGUGAUGGCUGUGGACACUGCGGCUGACAGAAUGUACACAUGACAGAGGUUCUGCCAACUGCUUCUGUCACUCUUUCAACUCACAGCUUCCUGCUCAGAGAGAUUUUUCCAGAGAGCGAUAUGAUGGAUUUCUGAAGAUGACUUGAGUUGGGAAGCAAAGAGCUGAAAAUAAGCUGUGGAGGCAAUGGAAGCAAAUGAUGCUGAUGCCCAUGACUGGCAGUAUGUCCCCAGGCAGAUCCCACUUGGAACGUACCUUUAUGUCUCAGAGCCACAGAAUGUCCAAGAGAUCUAUCCAAGCAGCCUGAUUUAAACCCAAAGACAGACCUGGGAACCCUUCCACUUCACUUCUAGUUACGUGCAUGAGAUGAUGGCAGUGCAACCCUAGAGGACGCUUUCUCAAUUGAGACAGGGCUGCAAGAAAUGCUUGGUGGGGACUGAAUUUUUCCCUGCAGACCUUCAAUCUUUCCCAAGAAGGAUCCUACAGUGGUGAAAAGAAGUGCUAAAAACAUAGAAAUCAAGGUUCAGGGGAGCUUAAUAUUCUCUCAGGAUAUGAAAAGGAAUGUCAUUCAUUUCUAUUAAAUAUAUAUAAUAUUAAAAACCUAUCAAAGUCCUGAGCAAUCUUUUAUGUGACACCCACAGCCAUGUGUACUCUAUGGUCACUCUUAUUAUUAGAAUUCAUUAUUCUCCUCUCUUUGACUACAGGUACAGUCCUGCAGGUCAUUGGCAAGAGGGCAUUAAAAAACUACUUUCAGGUUUUGGGAUUAGGCAUGAAGGACAAUUAAGAGUCAUGACAAAAAAUGUUAUUCUAAAAGAAUAAAACAUAAAAUAUGCCUGAG